AUGUCUUAAAUUGAUUCAUAAUUAUUAAGAUCCUUAAUUGUAAAUCCAGAGAGUAUUGAUGAAAAUUUCUUAUGUGGUAUAUGUUGUUAAUUGGUUGUAAAUCCUAAAGAAUGUGAAAAUUGUUAACAUUUAUAUUGUCUAGAAUGUAUUUAAGAUUGGUUGAAAAAGAAUAGUAAAAUUAAUUAUUAUUAUAAGAGAUUUGUCCUUAUAGAUGUACUGAAGGUGAAAUUAAACUUAAAGAACCUCAUAGAUUUGUCAAAAAUUCAAUUUCCCAUUUAAAUCUUAAAUGUUAAAAUGCUGAUUGUGAUCAAAUUAUAGAGUUGGGAUUGAUGGAUUCACAUUAUAAAGAAUGUAAACACACUAUACAAAACUGUUAAAAUGAAGGAUGUUAAGAUAAAAUUAAAAACCUUAAUCUUGAAGAACAUAAACAAAAAUGUUAAUUUAGGAAAGUAACUUGUGAUUAAUGUCUUGUAAUUUAUAUGAUAAGUCAAGAUCAUAAUUGUAUUAGGUCUAUGAAAUAAUAAAUUGAUGAUUAGAACUUAAUUAUAAAUUAGCUUAAAUAACUUGUACUUCAAUAAUAGGCUACUUAAUAAGAAUAAUAAUAAUAAAUUAAAAUAUUGUAGUAAUUAAUAGAAAGACCUUAAGGAUAAAAAUAUCUAGUAUGUGAUAAAGGUCAUCAAUUAAUAUGGAUUAAUCCAUUAUACAAUCAAAAAUGUGGAAGAUGUUUAUAAAACAAUGAAAUUUCUAGAUUUAAGUGUUAAUAAUGCUAAAAGAUUUAUUGUCAAUCAUGUAAAAAACCAUACUUUUAUAAUUAAAAAUGUCCUAGCAAUCAUUAAUUAUAAUUCGAUAAAAUUGUAUUAUUAUGAUUUUUAUAAUUAAUAGGCUCGUGCUUCCAUUUCUUGUGAUUUUUGUGGAGAGAUUCCAUUUAAAAAAGGAGAAGGAGUCUGGAGUGAUAGAGAGUGUGAUUUUGAUAUUUGCAUCAGCUGCUAUAAUAAAGCUUAAUAAUGA
Paramecium primaurelia is the source of this 1008-nucleotide messenger RNA. NCBI's taxonomy places the organism in Eukaryota, Ciliophora, Oligohymenophorea, Peniculida, Parameciidae. The record is from the annotation of a GenBank genome assembly.